CCCAAAACACAUAGUACUUGAUAGUAUUUUUUACUUGGGUACUUUACACCACGGCUAUUAAUGUUUGAUGACCCAGCACAAUGACAGCCAUGAAAACAGUUAAAACCUAAAAGUCAACAACAGAGAAAUCAGCGGCAGCGCCAGUGAAGAGUCUGGCUACCCAAACUCCUUGUUUCAGCCAGACAAAUUCAAGAGUUCAUGUCAACGCAGUUCCUCAUACUGUAGCUACUGCAAAAAUCGACAAGAGACUAGAUCAUUUCCGGGAAUGGUUCAUUCUAAUCGCGAGCCCUACCAGGAAAGAAGCCUCAGCUGACAGCGGUGUUCGGGUGCCGCAUAUAUUUCAGAUUGUAGACAGAUGUCAACUAAGAGAAACAACAGAUUUAAACGAGACGUGUUUUACUCUUUGCGACACUUGGGACGCACGCACACCGAACAGUAAAACGGUGAUAUGUGGUAGCAGGCAGCACUAUGCCAUACGUGGACAGGCAGAACCGUGUGUGUGGCUUCCUGGAUAUUGAGGAGAAGGAGGGCAGCAGUCGCUUCCAGAGACGCUACUUCAUACUGGACACACAGGGCAACACACUGCAGUGGUACAUGGACAACCCCCAGAACCUGCCUAGUGGAGCGAACGCAGUUGGGAUUCUGCAGCUGACAUACAUCUCCAAGGUGAGCGAGGCCACGGGGAAACAGAAGUCCAAGACUGAGUUCUGCUUUGUGAUCAAUGCAGUGUCUCGGCGUUAUUUCCUCCAUGCCAACGAUGCUGCUGACCUGAAAGACUGGGUCCUCGCUCUGAACAAAGCUACCAAGAUCACUGUCCCUAAAGCAGGGCCUCUCCAGCCCAGAUCAGAGGUUUCUACAGUAACCGGUGAGGCAGUGGGUAAGAGGCUGGCCUACAAGACUGAGAUCAUCGGGGGAGUGGUGGUGCACACACCCAUCUACCAGAAUGAGGGUGGGGAAAUGGAGGUAGGGGACAGGAGGGUCUCCUCUGUAGGCAGUAGACCAGGUGUACUGAGGUGUGGCUAUUGUGUCAAACAGGGUAACGUGAGGAAAAGCUGGAAGAGACGUUUCUUCACACUGGACCACAACGCUGUCAGUUACUACAAGUGUGAGAUGGAUAAGGAGCCCCUGAGAACUGUUUCUCUGAGAGACAUUCAGAAGGUCCAUGAGUGUCUGGUGAAAUCUGGGGACCUGCUGAUGAGAGAUAAUCUGUUUGAAAUCAUCACCAGCUCCAGGGUCUUCUACGUCCAGACAGACACUCCAGAGGACAUGCAGGGCUGGAUCAGAGACAUUGAGUUGAAGAUACAGGACUUCAGAGGCCCUGCCAAGGGUUCUGCAUUUACGUAUCGCCAUGGUAACUCCUCCCACCCACCCUCUGUGUUCCGUGGUCGCCAGGGAGAUGACAGGAGACCCCCACUAGUGAAGUCGUGUUCCGUAGCCCCGGGGUGGCAGCCCUGGACCCCCGUACCCCAAAGAGAGGCUCCCGCUCUGGGCACACUGGACAAGGACAGUCACUUUAGCAAUCUGCCCUCCAGUCUUUCCUCUCGCUCCACCUCUUCCUCCACCUCCUCAUCUUCAUCCUCCCCCUCCACUCCCACUCUCAUCCCACAGGGGGUCCCAGCUCCAGCCCUAGCCAGUGGUGUGGGGGUCCCAGCCUGCCCUGGCCCCAUAGCUCCAGACCCCUCCAGCAGCCGGAGGAGACACCGCUCUCAGCCUCAGCCCCCCAAAGACCGCAGCUUCCCUUUCAGCCUGGACGAUGAUGGCAUCCGCACCACAGACGUCUAGAACCAACCACUUCUAGAAUCAACAAAACUCUGGAUCCAACAAUAUAUAGAACCACCAUCUAGAACCAAUGUGUAGACAGACAAACAAUGACACUUGUUUGAGUGCUUUCUACCGUUGAAAGACUGAACCUCCCUCCCCCACCCCCUUCUCCUCUGCUCUGAGGAGGUAGCUCUGGUGGGGGAGGGUAGUGAUGUAAACUGGGGUUCCUGGAUGCGUUCUCUCACUGAGGGGUGUGUCAGUAGUGGCUGUGGGCUUUUGGUAUAGAGGGUGACUCAGAGAGAGAGCAGUCUUGGGCAGACUGGGAGGGGUUAUCAGUAUUAGAGUGUCUGGUGGAAUGUGAAGGAUAUGUUAUUUUAUUGUACGAUUUCCUCUUUAAACUUGAAUGUAGUCCACCCAGGUACUGAGAUGAAGGAAGGUGAAUGCUGUGGUGGAGCCUGGUCUGUCUACCGAACACCCUCCACUAGUCUAAGUCAGCUGGUCUUUUGCUUGUAUUAACCAAGGCUACGUCCCAAUUGGCACCCACUAUGGGUCCUGGUCAAAAGUAGUACACUAUAUAAUGAAUAUGGUGCCACUGCCAAUUGGGACCAAACCCAAGGGUCCCGUUCAAUCAAUACCCUGGUCAUGGAACAUGUUGGUGUCUGUGGCUCUGCCUGUAGACAGUCCUGUUCUCUUGUUAGACUGCAUGCAAUUGCGUCAAAUCGCUACAUCAGCAGCACAUUUUGUACAUACGCUUUUAGCGUAUUUCUGCACGUUGUUCCACAAGCCUGGAUUCUCUUGCUCAAAUGCAAAUGAUCUACUAUGGUAUUGUGUCAUGUCACAUGUUGUGUUUUGCCUGCCUGCACCUCACCGACCCAGGUCCAUGUGUGCUUUUCUCUUCUCUUUAAACUUAACCUGUCAUGUUUCUGAUUCUUUACAUAGACACCUGUUAGAAAUCACAAACAUCAAUAUCUGCUGUGUGUGUGUGUGUGUGUGUGUGUGUGUGUGUGUGUGUGUGUGUGUGAGACACAUCGGUUCAAAUACUAUUUUAAUGUAUUUUAAUUAAUUUUCAAUGCAUUUGAAACAUGUAUUCAGAUAACCUUUAUUUGAAAAAAACAAGUAGUUGAAUAUUGGAAUGUAUUUGGACUUAUACUUGGAAAGUAUUUGAAAAUACUCAAAUACACUCCCAUACAUUUAACCCAGUUAUUUGAAAAUAGUAUUUGAAUAUACUUUUAAAAUACAAUUUGGUCAACUAUUUGUUUUUUGUUUUUACAAAUAACUCAAAUAAAAGUACCUGUUUUGGGCUGUGUAUUUGAAAACACUGAAAUACACAGGAAAAAAGUAUUUAAAUAACAAAUGCUCAAAUACACAUGUAUUUGAACCCAGAGUGUGUGUGUGUGUAUCUGUGUGUUGAGUUUAUCAUGGUUGACUGGCUGGUCAAACAUAUUAGAGAGGAUAAUGUUUGUUUUUAAGUUAAGGCAUCUUUGAUUUCUGUAUAUGCUCUUUUAUCAUUUUGCAGUACUGUAAUUCCGGAAAGAGAAAGGUUAAAUGCUAAUGUCUGCUAUUUCUAAUGCAAUUUUUUUUCUCUGAUUUAAUUCCUGUGGUACAGUAUUUCAGAUGUAAUGGACUGCCUUCUACCUCGUACCUGGUGUCCACUCACCUACCUGAUCAUAAUGGUGUUGUUUUUUUUUUUUACUUAUAAGCAAGUGCAUUAAAUAAUAAGACAAAAGCUUUUUA
This is a messenger RNA of Oncorhynchus mykiss (rainbow trout), 3495 nucleotides long. RefSeq names its product pleckstrin homology domain-containing family A member 2. The record is from RefSeq and is a predicted model, not a curated record. NCBI's taxonomy places the organism in Eukaryota, Metazoa, Chordata, Actinopteri, Salmoniformes, Salmonidae.